AUGGAGCUAACCGACCCUUCUAUCGUAUCUGCUGUUAUCUCUGAUGAUAUUGAUGAACAAAAAAAUAAUAGCAAUGCAAAGAAAAAUUUGAGAAAAGAGAAAGAACCUCCUAUUAAUGAUAAAAACAAUACAAUUGCUAAAUUAUUCAAAAAGAUCAAAGACACUGAAUCCAUUAAGGAUUAUAAACCAAUCAAUUCCUCCAAAAAAUAUAUCUACACAAUCAAUGAAUUAUUAGCUCUAUCCAAGGAUUUACCUGCCAAUAAAAUUAACGAAAUUAACGAUUUAUUACCGAAAAAGAAGUUUUGGAGAUUACAUCAAAGAUAUCCUGAUCAUUCCAAGAAUAAUAAUAAUAAUAAUAAUAACAGUAAUAGCCUUGGCGCUCUUAUUGCCAAAAAUAUUAACCUUGAUUCGUCUAACAAUUCUAAAUUCAAUAAUAAUAGCAAUAUAAAUAAUAAUCGUUUUGAAAGAAGAAAUAGUAAAACUACUAAACAUUUGAAGUCAAUAAACCCUAAUGCUACUGCAAAUACAAAUGUAUCGGCUAAUCCCACAAGAAAAUCCAACAAAUUUCAUCAAAACAACAACAACAACAACAAUAAUAAUAAUAAUAAUGCUAGCAAGAAUGACGAGGUUACCAAAGAAUUACUAGCAUUAGAAAAGGAAUUAGAAUCGUCUGGUCCAGGUGGUAAUAGUCCUGUUGACUUCGAAGCCUGGAAGGCAAAAAUGAAAGAUCUUGAACGUCAAAAGAAAGGUCUACCCAGGGAGAAUACUAUUUUUGAACAAUCACAACAACAAAACGUGAAUACAACGACCGCUACCACUACAGGUAAUAAAAACUCAGUCUUCUUCACCUCCACUUCAAGUUCUAUUUCUGAAUUCUUAAAAUUAAAUACUAAAAAUGCUACUACCAAUGCAUCCAUUAAUGCUCCUAUAUUAAAUAAUGAUAAUGAUAAGAAUACAAUAGCUACUGCUGUCACGACCUCCGAAACAACCAUACUCGGUGAGUUACCGAAUGAAAACAAUCAUGAAAAUACCAUGAAAAACACCGAUACAAGUAAACAAUCAGAUAGUAUAUUAGAUAGAUUGAAUAAAGCAAACUCGAUUUCAAGUACAUCAAAUAUAUUAUCAAAAGAAAAAGAUAAUACCAGUAAUGGUAUACCAUUAGAUACAGGGAGAAGUUCAUCGUCAAGAUUUACAUCAUUUUUCACUUCACCAUCUUCGCCAUCUGUACAAACGACAAUAGAUGGCAAGCAAGACAAUCACAAUACUACGGACACCGCAAGCAAUGAAAUUCCCGUCAAGAAGGACAACAAGGAAAAUAUCCCAACGAACGCUAGUGGAUCGCGAUUAAUGUCGUUCUUUAAGAAUAAUUCACAUUCAGGAACCCCGAAACCUGAAACGCAACAAGCAAACUUAGUAAUGAAUCCUCCAAGAGCUUCAUCUACUUCAGGACAAUCCUCUUAUAAUGCAAAUAAUAUGGCAAACCAACAACAACAACAACAACAACAACAACAACAACCGCAACAGCUUCAUCCUCAACAACAAAUGCAAAUGCAAAUGCAAACAAAUAACAUGUUCUUCCAGGGUUUAUUAAACAAAAAUAAAUCGAAUGAAGUCCAUCCUACAGGUUCAAGUAAUGCAUCUACGCCACAGCAGCAACAUUUCCCACCACCUCCACCAGGUCUAAUACCCCAAUCAAUGGCAAACCAAAAUCCAACCCAAAAGAACACGAAUACUCAAAUGCCUCCUCCUCCUCCUGGAUUUCCAAUGGGGUUACCACCUCAUAUGAUGCCACCACCUCCAGGUAUGCAGAAUUUCCCAAUGCAACAACAACAACAUCAACAGCCGCAACUAGCACAAGGUGGUAAUAAGGAACCAAAUCAAAAGUCAGCAACAAAGGCAGGAAUGAAUAAGAAUGAAACACAACCACAACCACAGCAUCCACAACAGUUUGUUCCUAGAAUGGGUCCACCAGGUUUCAUGCCAAUGCCUAAUAUGCCACCAAACAUGAGAUUACCUCCAAAUGGUAUGAUGCCACCUCCAGGAUUCUAUCCAGGUGCUCCACAUCCUCAAGGGAAUCAACUUCCUUUCAAUCCUAAUUUCCCAAAUAGUUUCCCUCCACCGGGUCUACCACAACAACAGCAGUAG
This is a messenger RNA of Naumovozyma dairenensis CBS 421, 2145 nucleotides long. It is a transcript of the gene EAP1, whose product is annotated as Eap1p. Bases 1 to 2145 code for a protein of 714 amino acids. The record is from RefSeq and is a predicted model, not a curated record. The transcript has a single exon. Lineage: Eukaryota; Fungi; Ascomycota; Saccharomycetes; Saccharomycetales; Saccharomycetaceae.